Molecule: messenger RNA, 258 nt
Organism: Anthostomella pinea
Lineage: Eukaryota; Fungi; Ascomycota; Sordariomycetes; Xylariales; Xylariaceae
Source: the annotation of a GenBank genome assembly
AUGGAAUCCGCAGGAGCUAAGUCGACCAUGUCCUGUGACAUGCAGGAGCUCACCGAGGGCAAGGAGACCAUCUCGCACAGCGUCCAGGGACACAAGGCCAACCUAUCCAACCCAAACACAAGCGAGAAGUCCAAGAAGCACAGCAAGGAGGUCAUCGACUCGCUCGGCGGAGACAUCGCGCACUACGGCGACGAGGACAAGCCGCGCACCAAGACCGCUGCGGAGAGCAUCGACGGCAGCCGCGUGAGCAAGUCAUGA